AUGAAUGGUCGUAAUGUGAAAAUUGUGAGGAGAAAUUACAACAAGAUUGAGGCUGUGUGUCAUAAUGGAUGCAGAUGGAGAUUGUAUGCUAGUUUGGUAAAGGAGGAGAAAACAUUUGCAAUUAGGAAGCUACAACCCCAACACACAUGUUCUAGAGUGACUAGGAAUAGAGCUGCUACGGCUGGUUGGAUCGCUAAGGAGUUUAUCUCAAAAUUCAGGAGAAAUCCUAAUUGGGAUGUCAAAGAAGUAGCAGGGGAUUUGAUGGAGCAGUAUGCAGUAGAGGCAGGAAAAUCAAAAUGCUACAGAUCAAGGAAUGCUGCUACACAAAUGUUGAAGGGAUUUAUUGUGGAACAUUAUGCCCUGUUAAGGCCAUACAAGGCAGAGCUAAUGAGGGUAGAUAGUACUGGGAGGUUUGACUUUUUGAUCAACGAGGUGGAUGAAUUGGGUGGGGCACUAUUAGCUGCAGUAGCAAAGGAUGGGAAUGAUCAAAUGUAUCAUGUAUUUUGGGCAGUGGUUCAAAGUGAGAAUGAACAUUUUUGGACUUGGUUUAUGAAUAUAGUUUUUGAGGAGCUGAAUUUGGGGGAUGGGCUUGGCUGGACAUUCAUAAGUGACCAACAAAAGGGCCUUUGCAAUGCCAUAGUAAGGCUGGCACCCCUAGCCCAACACAGAAAUUGUGCCGGACAUGUCUACUGCAAUUGGAAGAAAGAGUUCAAGGGUCAAGCCUUAAAGAAACCUUUUUGGGCUGCAGCAAGACAAACUCAUGAGCCUGGUUUGAACCUCGUAUUUAUGCUUCGUCAUUCCAAGAUGAGAAGAACAAACGAAGAAGCUCUGAGAAAAUGGGGAGCGAAGGUGACAAAAUGGGUUUUCGAGAGUUUUAGGGCUUUCAGCUUUUUAGGGAUUUCAGAGAUAAAAAGAGAAAUUAGAUCGACUGAAUGA
Molecule: messenger RNA, 936 nt
Organism: Mercurialis annua (annual mercury)
Lineage: Eukaryota; Viridiplantae; Streptophyta; Magnoliopsida; Malpighiales; Euphorbiaceae
Exons: 3
Coding region: 1-936 (311 amino acids)
Source: RefSeq, a predicted model, not a curated record